GGUCCAGUUUGCCUUCCGCUCUCGUUUGGCAUAGUACCGUCAGCGAGGUCGUCGCGUUUCAUGCUGUCCGUCAGCGACUAGAUAUCGUAACCUCGUAUCGUAUCGUGUCGUGCCGUGUCGUAUCGUCCUCGUUUCCGUUUUCUAUUCCACCUAAUCGGAGCCGGUCAAAUGGAUAGCUCGCGUAGAACUAAUACGAUCCGGAAACAAUCUCGCGCUGGUGGAUAAUCGUGUGAAAGAAAGUUGUCGUUUUUUCGACAAGGGUGAUUUUGUUCGAACUUGUUCCUUCUCUCAUACCUAGUUGUUCGACGAAGGAAUCAGCGUGGUCCGCGUGAACUGCGGAAUCUUUGAGGUUCAUACACGUCAGUUGUUCCUGGUCAACGUGAUUCAUAAAGCGGUGUGAGUCUCUCCGCCAGAAGGGAGGCGCAGGCUCCCGUGGGGGGCGCAGGGGGAGGCGGUGGCGUCGGAGGCGAAGGGAGGAGAGGCGGUGGGGCGGACCGGAACCGGAAAUGGCUGCGAGGUGGCUCCUGCUGGCGCUCCUCGCCGCCCACGCCGCGGCUCUUCCUGAUAUCAUUAGGAUAGGUGGGCUGUUUCAUCCUUCGGACGACAAGCAAGAAGUGGCCUUUCGUUAUGCCGUGGAAAAGAUCAACGCCAACCGAGAUAUCCUGCCCAAGUCCCGUCUCAGCGCCCAGAUUGAGCAGAUAAAACCGCAGGACAGUUUUCACGCUUCGAAGCGAGUGUGCCACUUGCUGCGAAGCGGUGUAGCGGCGAUUUUUGGGCCGCAGAGCGCGCACACCGCCUCCCACGUACAAAGCAUUUGCGACACCAUGGAGAUUCCACAUCUAGAGACACGCUGGGACUACCGGCUCAGACGGCAGAGCUGCCUUGUCAACCUUUAUCCGCACCCCACCACACUCUCCAAGGCAUACGUUGAUUUGGUGAAAGCCUGGGGCUGGAAGAGCUUUACCAUCAUCUACGAGAAUAACGAAGGGUUGGUGCGGUUGCAGGAGCUCCUGAAGGCACACGGACCCAAUGAAUUCCCUAUUACGGUCAGACAGCUGAGCGAGGGUUCCGAAUACCGGCCGUUGCUAAAACAGAUAAAAAACUCGGCCGAGUCGCACAUUGUACUGGAUUGCUCUACCGAGAGGAUUUACGACGUGUUGAAGCAGGCUCAGCAAAUAGGAAUGAUGAGCGACUAUCACAGUUACCUCAUCACCUCUCUGGACCUACACAGCGUCGAUCUGGAGGAAUUCAAGCACGGCGGGACCAAUAUCACUGCCUUCCGAUUAGUGGAUCCGGAGAAGCAAGACAUACAGAAAGUCGUGCAAGAUUGGAUCUACGGCGAGAAGCGUUAUAAUCGAGAACUCGAUAUGGGACAGAGUUCCAACAAGAACAACCUCACUUGCAUAAAGACUGAAACAUCAUUGAUGUACGACGCCGUGCAUUUAUUUGCGAAAGCACUGCACGAUUUGGAUACAUCCCAACAGAUCGACAUCAAACCGCUUUCCUGCGAGUCCACCGACACUUGGCCCCACGGAUACUCUCUCAUAAACUACAUGAAAAUCGUCGAAAUGACGGGGUUGACAGGAAUUAUCAAGUUCGAUCACCAAGGAUUUCGCUCAGACUUCAUUUUAGAUAUCAUCGAACUGAACAACAAGGAGGGGCUGAAGAAGAUAGGGACCUGGAACAGCACCAAGGGUAUAAAUUUUACGAGGAGUUACAAGGAAGAGUACACUCAAAUCGUGGAGAAUCUUCAGAACAAAACUUUCAUUGUAACAACUAUACUGAGCGCGCCAUACUGCAUGAGGAAGGACUCGAGCGAAAAGCUGACCGGGAACGCACAGUUCGAGGGCUACAGCGUCGACUUGAUUUACGAGAUAUCGAGGAUUCUCGGUUUCAAUUAUACGUUCCGCCUGGUACCGGAUGGACGGUAUGGCUCCUACAACAAGAAGACGAAAGAGUGGGACGGUAUGAUGAAAGAACUGUUGGAUCAGAAGGCGGAUCUAGCGAUCGCGGAUCUAACCAUCACGUACGACCGGGAACAGGCGGUCGACUUCACCAUGCCGUUCAUGAAUCUAGGGAUCAGCAUACUGUAUCGUAAGCCUAUAAAGCAGCCACCGAAUCUGUUCUCAUUCCUCAGCCCGCUUAGCCUCGACGUUUGGAUUUAUAUGGCGACAGCUUAUCUAGGCGUCUCUGUGCUGCUCUUCAUACUCGCUAGAUUCACCCCGUACGAGUGGUACAAUCCUCAUCCGUGCAACAAAAACCCGGACCAUCUGGAGAAUCGCUUCAAGCUGCUCAACUGCAUGUGGUUCACCAUCGGAUCCUUAAUGCGGCAGGGCUGUGACAUUCUGCCCAAAGCCGUGUCAACGCGCAUAGUGGCGGGCAUGUGGUGGUUCUUCACUUUGAUCAUGAUUUCUUCGUACACUGCCAACUUGGCCGCGUUCCUCACCGUCGAGAGGAUGGAUUCACCGAUCGAGAGCGCCGAGGAUCUUGCAAAGCAGACGAAAAUCAAAUACGGGGCUCUCAAAGGAGGCAGCACUGCGGCCUUUUUCAGGGAUUCCAAUUUCUCAACGUACCAGCGUAUGUGGUCCUUUAUGGAUUCGGCAAAGCCGACGGUAUUUACAACUAGCAACGUCGAGGGUGUAGAACGGGUGGUCAAGGGGAAAGGCAGCUACGCGUUUCUAAUGGAAUCCACCUCCAUCGAAUACGUAAUCGAGAGAAACUGUGAUCUUACCCAAGUCGGCGGCCUCUUGGAUUCGAAAGGAUACGGCAUCGCCAUGCCGCCAAAUUCACCAUACAGAACGGCCAUCAGCGGAGCCAUCUUAAAGCUGCAAGAAGAGGGGAAACUGCACUUGCUGAAGACGCGCUGGUGGAAAGAGAAACGAGGCGGAGGAUCUUGCAGGGACGACAUGUCGAAGAGCAGUUCAACAGCGAACGAACUAGGACUGGCAAACGUAGGCGGGGUGUUCGUAGUUCUGAUGGGCGGUAUGGGCAUCGCUUGCGUGAUCGCGGUAUGCGAGUUCGUCUGGAAAAGCCGGAAGGUCGCCAUUGAGGAACGGAAGCAGAAAUCCUCGGGGAAACCGAUCUGCGAAGCUUUUACCGAUCUACACUAGCGGGCGAUCCUGUAGGGAUUCGUUCGCGAACCAGAAACUAAAGUAAUAUAAAAACGAACGAAACAAAGAUAGAAAGACAAAAAUGAACGGAACAAUAGAGAACGAACAGAAAUACGAAACAGAUUCCUAUGCCCGAGAAAAGCGUAUCUGACCCGACGGACCUAAGGAGGAACUCCACCACAUCAGUGAUCGAGAACUGUGUGAAACACUGACAGACACAAACUGUAGAAAGUUCAAACGAACGUAUAAUCAAAACGAAGGAGCAACGAUCCUCGACCUUUCCAGUUCUUUUUUUUUCUCUUAUCCCUUCGAGAA
Molecule: messenger RNA, 3425 nt
Organism: Bombus huntii
Lineage: Eukaryota; Metazoa; Arthropoda; Insecta; Hymenoptera; Apidae
Gene: KaiR1D
Product: glutamate receptor ionotropic, kainate 2
Exons: 18
Coding region: 507-3110 (867 amino acids)
Biological process (GO): monoatomic ion transport; modulation of chemical synaptic transmission; synaptic transmission, glutamatergic
Cellular component (GO): plasma membrane; postsynaptic membrane
Molecular function (GO): glutamate-gated receptor activity; transmitter-gated monoatomic ion channel activity involved in regulation of postsynaptic membrane potential
Source: RefSeq, a predicted model, not a curated record